Messenger RNA from Durio zibethinus, 2711 nucleotides. RefSeq names its product vesicle-fusing ATPase-like. Gene Ontology annotation, biological process: SNARE complex disassembly; intra-Golgi vesicle-mediated transport; Golgi to plasma membrane protein transport. NCBI's taxonomy places the organism in Eukaryota, Viridiplantae, Streptophyta, Magnoliopsida, Malvales, Malvaceae. The record is from RefSeq and is a predicted model, not a curated record. Gene Ontology annotation, molecular function: ATP binding; ATP hydrolysis activity. Gene Ontology annotation, cellular component: Golgi stack.
CAACAAAUUGUUUCGACCCACUUGUCCAGUAUCUCUCCCGCGCGAGACCCAAUUUUAGUGUUACAACAUCUUUUCUUUUGGGCAUCUUUUCAAUUCCUUCGAUUCGAAGUAAACUAUUUUUUUUUCUGUCUUCUUCAUCUCCCUUCCAUUAACCGAUCUCAUACAAAAAGCGGGCAAAUAUGGCGGGCAGGUUCGGAUCGCAAUCGUCUAGGGUCACCGCCAUGAUUGUCACCAGCACACCAUCCACAGAUCUCGCCUUGACUAAUCUUGCUUACUGCUCGGCCUCCGAUCUUCACAACUUCGCCGUCCCUGGCUCCAAACUCUUCCUCGUUGACGUCAGCGAUGCCUUUGUUCUUUCCGUCUCUCCUCAUGAAAGCAUACGCAAUGGAUAUAUUGCCCUAAACGUUAUCCAUCGUCGGAUUGCAAAAGUUUCUAAUGGUGAUACUGUAUCAGUGAGCAGGUUUAUUCCUCCUGAAAGUUUUAACCUGGCAUUGCUUAGGGUCGAGUUGGAAUUUGUGAAGAAGGGUACUAAACAUGAACAGGUUGAUGCGGUUCUUCUGGCUAACCAGCUUAGAAAGAGGUUUGUGAAUCAGGUUAUGACAAUUGGGCAAAAGGUUACAUUUGAGUAUCAUGGUAAUAACUAUAUUUUCACAAUCAAUCAAGCUCAGCUAGAGGGGCAAGAAACUUCUAAUGGUCCUGAAAGGGGGAUGAUUUCCAGUGAUACCUACUUUAUCUUUGAAGCACAAAAUUCAAGCGGAAUAAAGAUCGUCAAUCAACGUGAAGCUGCCAGUAGUAAUAUCUUUAGGCACAAAGAGUUUAAUCUACAAUCACUGGGUAUUGGUGGCUUAAGUGCAGAGUUUGCUGAUAUAUUUCGACGAGCUUUUGCCUCUCGUGUUUUUCCUCCUCAUGUGACUAACAAGUUGGGGAUUAAGCAUGUAAAGGGCAUGCUACUUUAUGGACCUCCUGGUACUGGCAAAACUCUCAUGGCUCGUCAAAUUGGAAAGAUGUUGAAUGGAAAGGAACCAAAGAUUGUUAAUGGCCCUGAAGUCCUGAGCAAAUUUGUUGGUGAAACUGAGAAGAAUGUUAGGGACCUGUUCGCAGAUGCUGAGAAUGAUCAAAGGACUCGUGGUGACGACAGUGAUUUGCAUGUUAUAAUUUUUGAUGAAAUUGAUGCUAUUUGUAAGUCAAGAGGCUCAACUAGAGAUGGUACUGGAGUUCAUGACAGCAUUGUGAACCAGCUGCUUACCAAGAUAGAUGGCGUGGAGUCUCUAAAUAAUGUUUUGCUUAUUGGAAUGACCAACAGAAAGGAUUUGCUUGAUGAAGCCCUUCUGAGGCCAGGACGUUUGGAGGUUCAAGUUGAGAUAAGUCUUCCAGAUGAAAACGGUCGUUUGCAAAUUCUUCAAAUCCACACAAACAAGAUGAAAGAGAAUUCUUUUCUUGCUCCUGACGUUAACCUUCAAGAGCUUGCUGCUCGUACAAAGAAUUACAGUGGAGCAGAGCUUGAAGGUGUUGUGAAAAGUGCAGUGUCUUUUGCUUUGAAUAGACAAGUAAGUAUGGAUGAUCUUACCAAGCCAGUGGAUGAAGAGAACAUUAAAGUUACAAUGGAUGAUUUUCUCAAUGCGCUCCUAGAAAUCAUUCCUGCAUUUGGAGCCUCAACUGAUGACCUUGAGCGAUGCAGACUUAAUGGCAUGGUGGAUUGUGGUGGUCGGCAUAAGCAUAUUUAUCAGAGAGCCAUGCUACUGGUAGAGCAGGUCAAAGUAAGCAAAGGAAGUCCUCUUGUUAGUUGUCUUCUAGAAGGGUCAAGUGGAAGUGGCAAAACAGCAUUGGCAGCUACCAUUGGCAUUGACAGUGAUUUCCCAUAUGUCAAGAUAGUCUCGGCCGAAUCGAUGAUUGGCCUUCAUGAGAGUACAAAAUGUGCACAGAUUGUCAAGGUAUUUGAGGAUGCUUACAAGUCUCCCUUGAGCAUCAUUAUCCUUGAUGACAUAGAAAGGCUACUGGAGUAUGUUGCUAUUGGGCCCCGUUUUUCAAAUUUAAUUUCUCAGACAUUGUUGGUCCUUCUCAAACGUCUUCCUCCUAAGGGGAAAAAACUUCUGGUUAUAGGGACAACUAGUGAGGUGGGCUUCUUAGAUUCAGUUGGCAUUUGUGAUGCUUUCUCUAUCACCUACCAUCUUCCUACUUUGAAGGCAGAUGAUGCAAAGAAGGUGUUGGAACAGCUGAAUGUAUUUGCUGAAGAAGAUGUCAGUGCAGCUGCAGAGGCCCUGAAUGAUAUGCCUAUCAAGAAGCUUUAUAUGUUGAUUGAGAUGGCCGCUCAGGGAGAGCAAGGUGGAGCAGCAGAAGCAAUCUUCUCUGGCAGAGAGAAGAUUAAGAUUUCUCACUUUUAUGAUUGUCUCCAGGAUGUUGUCCGGUACUAGUUUGGUCCUGCAAUCUGGUGUUAGAUUUGUCAUAUUGUUGUGUAUUGAAUUUUCACUUUCCCACUCGGCUUCUCCCUCCCUCUUCUUUCGUUUCCUUUUUCGCGUUACGAUUUUUAGACAUUGGAUGAAAGUUAUGGGCAAUUUUUUUUUUUUUUUUUGGAGAGUGUUCUCGACUUUGUGGCAAUUCCAUUUCUGCCCUUGGUAAUUUCUUAUUCAAUUAUGUAAAUCGCACUAGAAAAGGUCUACUUAGUAAUUUUGUUUUUCAAUUUUAAGCAUAUAAAUGAGACCUUAAUUGUCAUA